GUAAAAAAACCUGCCAUGCCCGGGGCAGUAUUUCCCAAACCGGCAUCAUGAUACCCGCCGGGGCCCUCUUGGCCGGCGGGCUGCCCUAUCUACAGUGGAGUUUUGUCGCUCCCUGCCUAUUCCAUCGUACAAUAGCAGCGUAACGCUGUGUAAAUAGUAUAAGCGAAAAUCUGGGGUAGAGUAGCUGAGUAGAUAGUGUGCGAGUACCGUUAUCGCUGAGGAGUUGUCAAAGUUAAUUUAUUGUUCGCUAUCAUGGUAAGAGAUCAUCCGGUAGAUAAGACUAGACUGGUAGAUAUUUAAGUAUAGCUGUCUGCCCCUUCGCAAGUAUGGAGUUUUGAGUCAAGCGAGUUUAGUUCCGCAGACCUGAGUAGACAUUGCCCAUCAUGUUCUUCAACUGGGACAAAUUCCUCUCGCCAAAGCCGUCUCUAGACGUCCCUGCUCUAGAGACGGUUGAUCUCAACGACAAAGAGAUGGAGAAGAGGAUCGUACGAAAACAAGAUCUUCGAAUCAUGCCUUGGGUCUGCAUAACAUAUCUCCUCAACUACCUCGAUCGUGUCAACCUCGGAAACGCAAAGACUCUCAACAAUGACUCCCCAGAGCACAACAUCGUCUCCCAACUCAACCUCACCGGCCAGAAAUACAACAUCGCCGUCGCUCUAUUCUUCGUCCCCUACGUCCUCAUGGAAUUCCCCAGCAACAUUCUCCUCAAGUACUUUUCGCCUAGUAAAUGGAUUUCUCGAAUCAUGGUGUCUUGGGGUAUUGUCACCAUCUGCACUGCUGCUGUCACGACAUAUGGUGGAUUGUUGGCUGUGAGAAUCAUGCUUGGUUUGGCUGAGGCUGGUUUCUUCCCUGGUAUCAUGAUGUAUCUCUGCUUUUGGUACAAGCCUGAGGAGAGAGCUACGCGAAUGGCUAUCUUUGCUUCGAGUGUUGCUGUUGCGGGUGCUUUUGGUGGAAUUCUUGCGACGGGUAUUUCGUUCCUUAACGGAAAGGCUGGUCUGGCUGGAUGGCAAUGGCUCUUUGUCCUUGAGGGUAUUCCCGCUGUCAUUGUUGGAGUCUUGGUGUGGUUCUUUCUCCCUGACUACCCCCAAACCGUCUCCUGGCUCUCCCCCGAAGAACGCGCCUUCGCCGUCAAGCGUCUCGGCCCUUACGCCCCCUCCAUGAACGACAAGCACUGGGACAGCAAAGUCGCCAAGGACACCGUCUCUGACCCUUUCUUCUGGCUCUUCGCCAUCGCCUACUUCUUCAUGGCCAACUCCCUCAACGCCUUUGGAUACUUUGCCCCCUCUAUCGUCUCAUCGCUCGGCUUCAAGGGCUACAAGGCUCAGCUCCUGACCGUCCCUCCUAACGUCUUUGCUGUCUUCAUCAUUGUGGGCAAUUGUCUGCAUAGUGAUAAGACCAAGGAGCGCUCGAAGCAUGUCAUGGGUGGUUUGGCGUUUGUUGCGACGGGUUAUUUGCUCCUUGCUGUUGUUAAGCAUUGGGGGGCGAGAUAUUUUGCUGUUUGUAUUAUUGCUUGUACCAACGCCGCUGUUCUUCCCUUCGUUGCUCACCGAACUGCCACCGUCCGAGGCUCAACUGCCACUGCGCUCGCAACAGGAGGAAUGAUCGCCAUCUCCAACACAGGCGGUAUCACAGCACCUUUCCUCUUCCCCUCCAGCACAGGACCCAUGUACUCUAUGGGUAACUGGACUGUUUUCGCAUUCCUCAUCGCUGCUGCUUGCAUCACUGGCUACGUGUGGUAUGUGUUUGGUGCUCACAGUGGUUACCGAACUGGUGAUGCUACCGAGACUGGACACUUUGAGGUUCUGGAUGUUGGUGACAAGGAUCCCAACCAGGUCAUGGACCAGGCUAUGGAGAAUGAAAAGGCCAAGGAUAAGGUCAAGGCUAUGGAUAUGGCUUAAAUGUUUGGGAUACUUUACCUAAAAGUUAUGAUUGACGUACGAAAUACCUGGUUAUAAAAUAUCUACAUGGGUUUAUUUUUCUGAACUAAAGUUCUGUGCAAAAUGUAGUAUGAUUCAGCCAAAGCCAAACUUAUUCUACUCCCUGCGAAGGAGACAAUAAGCUGACAGCUCAUUUAUUUAAGGCUUUGAAGAUAUUAGGAUGGACUGAGGAGAAUUUCUAUAAAAUCUUCUAAAUUUAUGUUAAUUUGCCUGUAUUAUGACCAAUAUUUGAACAUUUUAUACUCGAUUCGAUG
Molecule: messenger RNA, 2191 nt
Organism: Fusarium verticillioides 7600
Lineage: Eukaryota; Fungi; Ascomycota; Sordariomycetes; Hypocreales; Nectriaceae
Exons: 6
Coding region: 384-1898 (504 amino acids)
Biological process (GO): transmembrane transport
Cellular component (GO): membrane
Molecular function (GO): transmembrane transporter activity
Source: RefSeq, a predicted model, not a curated record